Frieseomelitta varia is the source of this 1456-nucleotide messenger RNA. RefSeq lists its product as uncharacterized. Lineage: Eukaryota; Metazoa; Arthropoda; Insecta; Hymenoptera; Apidae. The record is from RefSeq and is a predicted model, not a curated record. The coding region runs from base 1 to 576 and encodes 191 amino acids. The transcript is spliced from 3 exons.
AUGGGAAUCCCGCCGAACGGAAGAAGGGAGAAGGAAAGCUCGGAGACCCUUUGGCCCAGUUUUCAAGGUCCGCGAGAAACGCGGCCAGGUUUAAGGGACGCCGAAGGAGUCAGAGAGGGAAACGGAGAGAACCGGCUGACGGCCUCCUUUCGCGCGGCGGUUGGGGACAAGGAGUACGAUUGGCCGGGAAGAUGUAACGGGAAGCAGAUGGGAAAAUUGACAAGAGAAGAUGGCGAUGGUACGAGGCGGGAAGUCGAGGAGAAAGACGCCGAUGGCACGAAAGGGAGGAACUCGAGGAGCGAGAACGAACGAGGCGCGGGAUCUAGGGGCUACGUUUUCUUGGCGGACUAUCGUAGUCGAUUGAAGCACAGGUUGCUUCUGCAGCAGCUCGAAACGGAGGAGAAACGGCUCAAGGUAAAAAUCGCCGAGAUGGCGAUACAGGAGGUGCAGCUGCGAAUCAAAGCACUGAGCGAGGACAUGCGACGCACGGAGGAAUUGCAUCGGAUGCGUCUGAUGCGGACCGCGGCAGCCGCGAGUCGACAAACGACGUUCGAGUGGGGCACGAAGAAUCCCUGAAAAAAAGAAAGGGAAGAAAAGAAAAGAGAGACGAGGCGGAAGAAGGAAGAGUCGCGUUCGCCUGUGUGCUUCAAAUGAUUUUUAUUAAUCACCAUCGUUAUCGUGUGUUCGACGAUGUCGUCGUUAUUUAGAAAAAACGCUGGGGGGGGGGGGGGACCAUACAAAAUAACAAUGCGCUUAGAUUUUCGUGGUAAACGAGCAACGUACAUACAUACAGUGUCGAGGUCGCGGUACGUAUUCGUACUUUGUUCAUCUCGUUCGUCGCCUCUCGGUCGUCGAUUCUUCUUCGAAUCGAACGACCGUGUGUAGUAUCAUGGACGAUCGAUGGCUGUGUGAUCGUCGACCAACCACGGAACAGUAAAUAACGCAUUAUCGCAUAACAAGAUCGUUUCUUUCCUCGACGAUUCGAUCGUAAGACCUUUUGUCUGUCCUAUCAGUAUUUCUCUGCUCACCCCAUAGUCGCCAUCGUCGCAAACAACAACUGUCGCAUCCCUCGCAUCCCUCCGUCCUUUAUUUACAAGCUUGUCCCUUUUGUUCUCUGUCACCUGCCUAACUAGCGAUUUUCCCCGUAUUUAGUGAUUGUUAAUAAUUAUCACAGAAAGUUCGUAAAACAAUGACUUUGACGUUUGUAUGUUGGCGUGUGUUGCGUGUCUCCUGUCUUUUAUCAUUUGUGCUCUCGUGUGCUGUCUGUUUUGUGUGUGUGUGUGUGUGUGUGUGUGCGUGUUGUACAUGCUUGUGUGCACGUGUACCUAUCGAGAAUCGUUUCUUUUUCGCAAUCGUUCUUUCGCGUAUUAUCUUUGGGUUUUCUCUCUCUUCUUUUUUUUUCCUGGUUUCUUCAUUCGCGUUUCCUCGUUGGGCGAGAAAGAAAGAGAGAGAGAGA